Pollicipes pollicipes is the source of this 1737-nucleotide messenger RNA. Its product is annotated as platelet-derived growth factor receptor alpha. Gene Ontology annotation, cellular component: neuron projection membrane. The record is from RefSeq and is a predicted model, not a curated record. The transcript is spliced from 3 exons. The coding region runs from base 1 to 417 and encodes 138 amino acids. Gene Ontology annotation, biological process: synapse organization. NCBI's taxonomy places the organism in Eukaryota, Metazoa, Arthropoda, Thecostraca, Pollicipedomorpha, Pollicipedidae.
AUGGUGCACCAAACGCCAACCCCGCACGCCAAGGUGGCCGGCCCCACCGACCUCUACGUCCAGCUGGACAGCAACAUCAACCUGAGCUGCGAGCUGCGCGUGCUGGCCGAUCCGCCGAUCACGCUCACCUGGCUGCGGGACGCGGCGCCGAUCGACCUCGGCUCGCCGCGCGCCGGCAUCAGCAUCCAGACCGAGCGCACCAACCAGGGCAGCAGCAGCUUCCUGGUGAUCUCGCGCGCCCGCCAGCGCGACUCGGGCAACUACACGUGCCGCCCGAGCGAGGGCCGCUCGGCCGCCGUCCGGGUUCACGUCAUCGAUGAUGAGCACCCGGCCGCGAUGCAGACCGCUGCCGGGGACCGACUGCGGCCAGACGCGCUGCUGCUGACGCUGCUCAUCCUCCGACUGGUCACCCGGUGACCUGGCACCUGACCUCUGACCCCGGGUCACGCCGCUGCUGCUGACGCUGCUCAUCCUCCGGCUCUCCGGCUGGUCGCCCGCUGACCUGGCACUUGACCCCUGACCCCGGGUCACGUCGUCAGCGCCGGCUCCAGGCGGUGGACAGCCUAGGUGUUUGUGGAGCGUUCGCGGCGCCGGAAGCCGCUGUCUGAGAGCUCCGCUUGCGAGCUGUCGCCCAGCGCCCAGCGCCCAGCGCUGUGAACGGAGCGCCGAUGGCCGCCCAGUGAACACAGCCCCACCGGAACGGUCGCUGUCUUCGACCAACCGCAGUCCGGGUCAGGACUGGCCGUAGCCACCGGACGCGCGCCGGCUGUUGGUGACCAACACACUCGCUAGUCGCGCAGAGUGGGCCCGGUCGCCGGCGUCAACACGGCGUGUGUGUUGAUGCUUGCCGGCGUCGAUCCGUCACAUUCUGGGCCAUCGUGGAGCUGGCAGAUGCCGUUUAGUGAUGGAUGCGCACGUUGGAGAACUAUUAUUCAGCAGAUGCAUCGUUCAUCAUGAUGACGGUGGAUGAAAUACGGACGGUUUGGGGAAGUGUGGAUGUAAUGGCCGACGUCGAAGCAUGCCACCUUGUUACAGCGCAGUGACACAAUGUAAAUUUUGUCAUCGGUUUGUUGCAAUGCCUAGAUGCGUUUAUAUUGUGGCCACCUGUGUGUGAUGUAGUAUAGAAAUCCGCUACACAUUGCCACAGGUUUUCGUGAAAGCAUUUUGCAAAUAUAUAUCAUAGCUAGUUGACUUUUGCAGUAGGCCAUUCCGUUCCAUUGUGUCAGUGGCGAAGUCCCAACGGCCCCAGGAAGCCCAACGACUCAUUUUCUGGGCUUCAUUCCGCGAACCCCAUUGCUAUUGUUGACUUCCCCAGCGCGCGUCUGGGCGUAGAUGAAGCGGUGCGUCGGAUGCCGCGUGUUUUGCACCAGCCUGCGGGGCAGUGCGGCUCGAGGGCCUGGUGUUCGUCAUCGGGGGCCCAUGUAUCCAUAAGUAAUUCAUGUGUCUGUUCCCACGGGUGAGGCCAGUGCUAGGGCCAAUGGUGUUUCGUAAAUGGUGUUGGCCUCCUUGGUGGCAGCGUAAGGCGGCCUCCAUCCGAUAAAAUCGAAAAUGAUGAGAGUUAAAUUUGGGUUUGUUGUCACCAUGUGCCCGUCCGCCAUGUUGUCCGUGCUCCCCCGCGUCGGCACACGUCACGCGCGUGCAAAGCGUCGACAUGUUUCUCUGCAAAGAAAGCGCAACUAGGGAUGGAAAGUUACGGAAUGCAUCGGUAGGCUGGGAAUAAAUGUUUUACGAACGUCA